Messenger RNA from Fusarium graminearum PH-1, 900 nucleotides. RefSeq lists its product as uncharacterized. Bases 1 to 900 code for a protein of 299 amino acids. The transcript has a single exon. NCBI's taxonomy places the organism in Eukaryota, Fungi, Ascomycota, Sordariomycetes, Hypocreales, Nectriaceae. The record is from RefSeq and is a predicted model, not a curated record. Gene Ontology annotation, molecular function: S-adenosylmethionine-dependent methyltransferase activity.
AUGUCUUCCCCCUACCAACCAAAGCAGGUGACUCAGUAUGAGGCCUCACACUUGAUCGAGCUGAUGGGCAACGUCAGCGAGACCAUCAUUGAUUACUCUCUUAACCUACUUCCUCCAUUUAAAUCCACCGAUCUUAUCCACGACAAUGCGUGCGGUGCUGGAGUCGUGUCCCAGGCUAUCAUGGCAAAGAUUCCACCAUCUGCCGAAGGACUUUGCAUUCAGGCAACCGAUAUCAACCCCCAAUUUGUGACGGGCUGCGAACAGAUGGCCAAACUGAACAGAUGGCCAUUGGAUGCACAUGUGAUGGAUGCCCGUGUGAGUUUCAACCCGAUCAUGCUGAAGAAUGCUGUGCUAAUCAUGGACCAGGAUCUCGACUUCUCGACCAACCACUUCUCUCACUCUUUCAACAACUUUGCUUUCCACUCCAUGGACGUCGCCAGACAUGGUUUGAAGGAAGUACACAGAACCCUUAAGCCGGGGGGCAUGGCCAUGGUAUCCACGUGGAACGAAAUGCCACACACAGAUGCCCUUAAGCAUGCUAAUCGCCGAACACGUGGAGAGAAUGCCCCUCUCCCGAUGCUACUCCAAGACAUGUCAUUUGAGGAGGAACAUAUGAGGAAGGCAUUGCAAGAUGCUGGGUUUGAUCCUGAAAAGACAAAGAUAUACCACAAGGAUGCAUCUGUCACCAUUCCCGACCUAAGGCGUUGGGCACAGUUAGCAUGGAGCUACUUGGGCGUUCUACCGACUGGCUGGCUUCAUGAGGACGAAGAAAAGUGGGAGGAGGCCCUUGAUGAUAUUGUUGAACAGCUUGUCAAUAGUGACGGGAUCUCCAAGAAUGAUAGGGGCGAGACUGUGAUGCGAUUUGCGGGAUGUGUUGCCAUCGCUGCCAAAGAAGGUUGA